UUGUUACUUCUGUAAAAAAUACCUCAUGCUUUUUCUGUAAAAAUAAAUUAAAUGCAAAAGUUUUGCAUUUUUUUUUCUGCACAUCUGGAAGGUAAAAGUCCCAAGCGGUUUGUGAAGAGUUAAAUCUGUGGACUGAGUGACAUGUGGUUUUGAGAAUUCUGAAACUUUCAUGUGUUUAAUUUUUACCAAAACAAUUUCUGGUUGAAUUUUCAUUGAUAAAAAAAUGUCAGAAUCUGACCGUGUGAAGUGUUUUCACAGGCCGCAAUGCAUAAACAUUAGUUUUUAUAUAAUGUUUGAAAAAAAUUCAAUUUAUAGCAUAUAUCUAUAUAUUUUUUGUUUAUCUCAUCAUCUCAUCUCAUUAUCUCUAGCCGCUUUAUCCUUCUACAGGGUCGCAGGCAAGCUGGAGCCUAUCCCAGCUGACUAUGGGCGAAAGGCGGGGUUCACCCUGGACAAGUCGCCAGGUCUAUUUUUUAUGUUUUCCUGAAUUAAAAUGGAUGUGACUGUGAAAUGAGAGACACUGCUGAUAGAUAGACUUUAUUUAUUGAGCUCAAGCUGGGAAAUUGUUGUGUUAUAGCAGCAAGUUAUCAGACAUGCAAAAAGAAAAAGACACACUGUAUAAAAUAGAAUUUAAUUUCUGAUGUAAUAUGAUGCAGUCUGUGCAGAUGUAAUGAGAAGAGUCUGGCUGCAGACUGGAGCUCCACUCUAGACACACAACAUGUGACCUCCAAGUGACCUCCUAAUCCAAACUCUAACCCUAACAUGGUUCCUGUUUAGACUGGAGGUCAUGUGUUUCUUGUAUUUCCUAUUUGUUAAUACUUUUAAGUAGGGAUGUCCCGAUUUCCGAUCACGUGGUUUCAGGCUCACUCGGAAUCGGGCAUUCCCUCCCGAUCAGGGAUCGGAUAUCUGUCUAUAUAAUAUAUUCUCAUUUUUAACACAUCAAUAGCUAUGCGUUGGCACUGAGUGAGACCAGACCUCCUGUCUCAACGCAGCAACAUCAACGCGUGCGGCAUGAUGUCACUUUGUAGCAGAGACGCUAUUGGCUGCCUGUUGCCGGCGAAGCUGAACACGGAAGCGGAAAGCAGAGCAUGUCUGCGGUGUGGUGGCAGUAUUUCACAGUUGAUGACAGCAACAUUGCCAUAGCAAACUGUGAAAUAUGUAAAGUUGGAAUUUCAAGGGGUGGACAGGAAAGGGCCACAUUUAAUACAACAAACCUGAGAAACAAACAGCCGACGCAAUACAGCGAGUUUACACAGGCAACGCAGCCAAAGCACUCAGCUCACACUGCAGGAGAGUUUAACAAGGAAAGAAAAAAUGCCCCGUGAAAGCGCAAAGGCACAGGAGACCAUAGCCAAGAUAGCACAGAUGAUUGCAAUGAGUGACCUGCCUGUAGAGAACCCUGGGUUAUGGAGCACGUAGAAGCUUGAUUUGAAAUGCCAUCUUGUCACUAUUUCACCGAGAAAGCUCUGCCAGCCCUUCAUAAGAAGAUUUCUGACACACUGCGUGUCCUGUUAUCAGAUGUACCCCAUGUUUCGUUCACCACAGACAUCUGGAGUUCGUCCAUGGCUCCCAUGUCUCCACUCAGCCUUACCGCACAGUGGAUUGAGUCCAGUUUUGCUUUGCGCCAUGCGACCCUGCAUGCCCAGGAAUCUCGCGGAUCGCACACUGCAGAACGCAUCCAGCAAGCGAUGGAAAAUAUGCUCAUCAACUGGGGAACUGACAAGCAACGGGUCCACAUAAUUCUGCGCGGCAAAUAUGAAGAAAGCUCUGAGGGAUGUGGGGGUGCCGAGUCUGGGCUGCGGGGCCCACUCCUGCAUGAGGGCCUGCUGUCUCAGUGCAGCGUGACCGAGACCCUGGCCAACGCAAGCAAGAUAGUAGGCCAUUUUAAACACUCCCCGUUGGCCUACUCUCGACUAGAAGACAUCCAGACGGAGCUUCAUAUGGAUACUAAGCGCCUACAGCAAGAUGUACCGACACGAUGGAAUAGCAGCCUCUACAUGCUGCAGAGCCGACUGGAACAAAAAUGCGCUCUUGGUGCGUUUGCAGCUGAGCUGAGCGCACUCUACCAGCUACACUGUCAGCUCACCAGUGGGAGCUGAUGAAGAAGAUGGCUGAUGUGCUAUCCCCCUUUGAAGAGCUGACCAGGGAUGUGAGCAGGGAGACUGCAACGGCAGCUGAUGUGAUCCCUGCCAUAACAGGCGAUUUGUAUUUUAAUUUAUUAGUUUAUACUGUAACAUUUAUUGAUGUUUGAAAAAAAAAUGAUCUCAUGCAUUCAUUAAGUCAAUCAUUCACUCAUUAGUCCUCAGACGUGUUCAGUCUUGGGACGAUGAUGAUGAUGACCAGGGAAUAAAAACAAUGAAGAGGACUCUCCUGGAGGCAGUGGAGAAGCGCUUUGCUGAUGUUGAAACUGAGCCACUCUACUACAUCGCCACUCCUCUAGAUCCCAGAUACAA
Messenger RNA from Neoarius graeffei (lesser salmon catfish), 2450 nucleotides. RefSeq names its product mannose-P-dolichol utilization defect 1a (gene mpdu1a). Bases 1431 to 2096 code for a protein of 221 amino acids. Lineage: Eukaryota; Metazoa; Chordata; Actinopteri; Siluriformes; Ariidae. The transcript has 2 exons. The record is from RefSeq and is a predicted model, not a curated record. Gene Ontology annotation, biological process: oligosaccharide biosynthetic process.